AUGGCCCCCAAGAAGCGCCCAGAAACCCGGAAGCCCUUCGAGGCGGUUUUGUGCCCCAAGAGCAAGAAGAGCAGGAGCGCCCGAGAGCCGGAGCCCGAGGCCAAGAAGCUCUGUGUGAAGGGCCCCGGUUGUAGCAGAAGACUUGACUCAGGCUGCCUUUGGGAGAAGUUGACUAGCUUGCAGGUCCCACCACCAUGCGGGAGCAUCGUCAGGGCCCUCCAUCAGCAUAAGCUGGGCAGAACCGACUGGCCAUCACUACAGAAGGGUCUCCAGCAGUCCUUUUUGCACUCUCUGGCUUCUUACCAGAUAUUCCAAAAGGCUGCCCCUUUUGACAGGAGGGCCACAUCCUUGACAUGGCACCCAACUCACCCCAGCACCCUGGCCGUGGGUUCCAAAGGGGGAGAUAUCAUGCUCUGGAACUUGGGCUUAAAGGACAAACCCACCUUCAUUAAAGGGAUUGGAGCUGGAGGCAGCAUCACUGGGCUGAAGUUUAACCCUCUCAAUACCAACCAGUUUUUCACCUCCUCCAUGGAGGGAACCACUAGGCUGCAAGACUUUAAAGGCAACACUCUCCAAGUUUACGCCAGCUAUGACACGUGCAACUUCUGGUUUUGCAGCCUGGAUGUGUCUGGGAAAAGCCGAGUGGUGGUCACAGGAGACAAUGUGGGGAACGUGUUUCUGCUGAACAUGGACGGCAGGGAGCUUUGGAAUCUGAGAAUGCACAAAAAGAAAGUGACCCAUGCGGCCCUGAACCCGUGCUGUGAUUGGUUCCUGGCCACAGCCUCUGUAGAUCAAACAGUGAAAAUCUGGGACCUGCGCCAGGUUAAAGGGAAAUCCAGCUUCCUCUACUCACUGCCACACAGUCAUCCUGUCAACGCAGCUCAUUUCAGUCCCGAUGGAGCCCAGCUCCUGACCACCGACCAGAAGAGUGAAAUCCGAGUUUACUCUGCCUCCCAGUGGGACAGCCCCCCAAGCCUGAUCCCACAUCCUCACCGCCACUUCCAGCACCUGACACCUAUCAAGGCAUCCUGGCAUCCACGGUACAACCUCAUUGUUGUGGGCAGAUACCCAGAUCCUAAUUUCAAAAGUUGUUCCCCCCAUGAAUUAAGGACAAUCGAUGUGUUUGAUGGAAGCUCAGGGAAGUUAAUGCAUCAGCUCUAUGAUGAAGAAUCUUCUGGCAUCAUUUCGCUCAAUGAGUUCAAUCCUAUGGGGGACACACUGGCCUCUGUGAUGGGUUAUCACAUUCUCAUUUGGAGCCAGAAGCAAGCUGCGAUGUGUAAAUGA
Molecule: messenger RNA, 1284 nt
Organism: Pipistrellus nathusii (Nathusius's pipistrelle)
Lineage: Eukaryota; Metazoa; Chordata; Mammalia; Chiroptera; Vespertilionidae
Source: the annotation of a GenBank genome assembly